Messenger RNA from Aricia agestis (brown argus), 1373 nucleotides. RefSeq names its product START domain-containing protein 10-like. Gene Ontology annotation, molecular function: lipid binding. Bases 11 to 1087 code for a protein of 358 amino acids. The record is from RefSeq and is a predicted model, not a curated record. The transcript has 6 exons. Lineage: Eukaryota; Metazoa; Arthropoda; Insecta; Lepidoptera; Lycaenidae.
UGACGCGCGGAUGGGCGCCGUGGGCUGGAGCGAGGCGCGGGUUGCCGACGACUCCGACUUCCAGAACCUCAGGAGCCUCCUAGACUCGCGGGAUGGCUGGAACCUGGAGUACGAGCGGGACGGCGUCAAGGUCUGGACGGAGGACGCGGCGCACGGCGCGCUCCGGACCGUCAAGGUGGUGGCGGAGUUCUCCGACGUGGAGCCGGACGCGCUGUACGACGUGCUGCAUGACCCCGAGUACCGCUCCGUGUGGGACACCCACAUGCUGGCCGCCGAGGACGCCGGACACAUCAACGUCAACAACGACGUCGGGUACUACGCCAUGUCCUGUCCGGCGCCCCUCAAGAACCGCGACUUCGUGCUUCAGCGGUCGUGGCUGGACACCGGCGACGAGAAGAUGAUCCUCAACCACUCCGUCUACCACAAGGACUACCCGCCGCGGAAGGGCUUUGUUAGAGCGCUAUCGCUGCUCACGGGGUUCGUGGUCCGCACGCGGGACGGCCCCGGCAGCUGGCUGGGCUACGUCUCCCGUUCCGACCCACGCGGCGCCCUGCCUGCAUGGCUCGUCAACCGAGUGACAGCCCAACUGGCACCGCGAUUGGUCAACCAGCUGCAGGCGGCGACGAAGCGGUACCCAGGGUGGAAGGCGCUCACCGACACUCCCUACUACAAGCCCUGGAGGCACCCCGAACAGGUGCCCUCGUAUAGGAUAUCGCUGGAGGAUUGCGUCGACCCCGAUGCCCCGCCGCCACCCGCGGAACCGAAGCCAAACACGUCAAAAUCAAAAAUAUCCUUCCACCAUGAAAAGGAACCUGAAAACCACAGCGUAGAAGACCUCGGAGAUAUUUCGUCGGAAUUCAGCGUAGAGGUAGAAGAAUUAGCCGAUCUAAACAUCGAUCCAGCUAAGAAGAAAGGUAAAUUUUAUAGGCUGGUGAAAUCCAUGAAGAAUCGGCGGAAAAGUGUGCAGGUAGCUAAAAGCGCUGAUAACCUAGAUCUAGACGGUAAAGCAGUCGAGACUAAACCGGAACGAAAGAGAUCGUUUAAGUUUCACAGAAGAUUUAGCCUCAGUAGAGGAAGAGAAGAUUAAAUUGUAUGUAAUAUAAUAGUUUGUUUGAUUCGCUAUUGUCUAGUGUCUACAGGUGGAAGAGUUUGGUCUGUUUCGGUGUAUACCUCUAUGUAGAUUAUCAUAACUUUUGGUACUAUAAUCCAAUUUGAAAUCGUAGCUAAGGCUAAAAACGUUUUAUAAAAACCGAUUGUUGUUUAGAUUUCGUUAAGUUUAUGUGCUGAGUGGGUGCGAUCGUGUGGAAUAUUUUGACGAUAAUGAUGUACUAAAUGUUGAUGCUCAAAAGGGCGUAGUGAUAGUAAGGUUAUAU